CUAAUUUCGUUCAUACUCGGCCAAUUUAUUGUGCGGCAAACACCACACAGCUCCUGCACGUGUUUUUUUGCAAACCACAUCAGUUGGUCUUUAAUAAAAUUUUCAGUCCCAAUUUUUAAUUCCAUUGUUAUACACACAUAGGUUUGUAGCAUGUAAUUGAAAUCGUCAUGAGCAGUAAAGACAUCAGUAGUUUGCAAACAGGACUUGGUGGCAAGGUUGUACUGGUCACAGGUGGAAGUAGUGGAAUUGGUAAAUCUGCAGCAAUCGAAUUCGCACAAAAUGGAUGUAAAUUAGCAAUUGUUGGGCGUAACAAGGACGCUUUGAAGGACACGGCGAACAUUUGCAUGUCCCAUGGAGUUCCAGAGGCGGAGAUUUUGGAAAUAAUUGCGGACCUAGAAAAAGAUGAUGACUGUAAACGAGUGGUUUCGGAAGCAAUUGAGAAAUUUGAGCAAUUGGAUGUUCUCGUAAACGGAGCUGGAAGUUUAGUCACUGGUGGAAUUGAAACUUUGUCUGUGGAGGAUUACGAUAAGCAAAUGAAUUUAAAUUGUCGCUCAAUUUACAUUGUGACUCAAGCAGCAAUUCCGUUUUUGAAAGCAUCCAAAGGGAGCAUUGUCAAUGUGUCGAGUGUCACAGGUCUGAGAUCUUUUCCAAAUGUCAUCUCAUAUUGCAUGAGCAAAGCAGCUCUCGACCAAUUCACUCGAUGCGUCGCUUUGGAGCUGGCUUCUGUUCCUGUUCGUUGCAAUGCGGUUAAUCCUGGAGUCAUUGAGACGAAUGUUCAUAAACGAGCUGGAAUGAGUGAUGAAGCUUAUGAAAAAUUCUUAGAACAUUCAAGGGCUACCCAUGCUUUAGGACGAGUUGGUGGACCAGAUGAAGUUGCGAAAGCUAUUGUGUUUUUAGCAUCAAAUGAACUAAGUGGAUUUAUGACGGGAGCGACCCUCCCCGUGGAUGGAGGACGGGGAAUAAUGUGUCCUCGAUAAAAAAGACACUAAUAAGUACAUGAUAUGUGUGUACCUCCAAGUGCAUAACGAAUUAUGUAUGUCUUAUUCAGGAAUGAAUAAAAGAAAUGAUCUAAUUUUGCAGGGAUUCGUAAA
Folsomia candida is the source of this 1091-nucleotide messenger RNA. RefSeq names its product 3-oxoacyl-[acyl-carrier-protein] reductase FabG. Lineage: Eukaryota; Metazoa; Arthropoda; Collembola; Entomobryomorpha; Isotomidae. Bases 168 to 977 code for a protein of 269 amino acids. The record is from RefSeq and is a predicted model, not a curated record. Gene Ontology annotation, molecular function: oxidoreductase activity. The transcript has 7 exons.